Molecule: messenger RNA, 324 nt
Organism: Helianthus annuus (common sunflower)
Lineage: Eukaryota; Viridiplantae; Streptophyta; Magnoliopsida; Asterales; Asteraceae
Exons: 1
Coding region: 1-324 (107 amino acids)
Source: RefSeq, a predicted model, not a curated record
AUGCCUAAGUACGCGAAGUUCUUGAAAGAUCUCCUUAGGAACAAAGAGAAGUUAGGAGAGUUGUCUAACAUCCCAUUGAAUGGGGGAUGUUCCGCCGUGGUGUUAAAUAAGCUUCCCGAAAAGCUUACCGAUCCCGGUAUUUUUACCAUUCCUUGUCUAUUCGGUAGCAACACCAACACUAGAGCUUUGGCCGAUUUAGGUGCUAGAAUCAACUUGAUGCCCUUUUCUCUUUAUGAGAAGCUAGACCUAGGAGAGCUUGCACCUACCCGAAUGACAUUGUCCCUAGCCGAUCGGUCCGUUAAAUACCCUAGGGGGUAUAGUUGA